Molecule: messenger RNA, 717 nt
Organism: Eucalyptus grandis
Lineage: Eukaryota; Viridiplantae; Streptophyta; Magnoliopsida; Myrtales; Myrtaceae
Product: probable caffeoyl-CoA O-methyltransferase At4g26220
Exons: 5
Coding region: 1-717 (238 amino acids)
Molecular function (GO): O-methyltransferase activity; S-adenosylmethionine-dependent methyltransferase activity
Source: RefSeq, a predicted model, not a curated record
AUGGAAGAGAAAAUGAAGGCAGCGUCAAAUUAUGACAAGUCAGUGUUGCAGAGUAAGGCGCUGUAUCAGUACCUUUUGGACACAAGUGUGUUCCCAAAUGAACCGGAGCCUCUUAAGGAGAUAAGAGAAGUUUCUGCAAGCCAUCCAGGGUCUAGGAUGGCCUCUGCACCAGAUGCAGGUCAGUUGAUGGCAAUGCUACUGAAGCUUAUCAAUGCUAAAAGGACCAUUGAAAUCGGUGUCUUCACAGGAUACUCUCUUUUGCUCACUGCCCUAACAAUUCCUGAGGAUGGCAAGAUAAUAGCCAUAGAUGUCGAUCGCGAGGCAUAUGAAAUGGGACUUCCCAUUAUCAAGAAGGCCGGCGUAGAGCACAAAGUCGACUUCAUUAAUUCCGAGGCUCUCCGAGCACUAGAUGAUUUGAUGGAAAAUCUUGACAACGAGGGGAGCUUUGACUUUGCCUAUGUCGACGCGGACAAAGUCAACUACUUGAAGUAUCACGAGAGGAUGAUGAAACUGGUCAAAGUGGGAGGGGUAGUCAUCUUCGACAACACCCUCUGGAAGGGAACCGUCGCGAUGCCUGAAGAUGCAGUUGCAGAGAAUUAUAAGGAGAAUCGAAAAUGGCUGAUUGAGUUCAACAAUUCACUCGCCGAUGAUGCUCGCGUCCAAAUUUGUCAUGCUUCAAUUGGUGAUGGGAUGACAAUCUGUAGGCGUCUUCGCUAA